Messenger RNA from Trichobilharzia szidati, 363 nucleotides. Lineage: Eukaryota; Metazoa; Platyhelminthes; Trematoda; Strigeidida; Schistosomatidae. The record is from the annotation of a GenBank genome assembly.
GGCGAGUUCAUGCUCAAGCCGCUGGUUUCAAGAGCCUGGCGCGUUAAUUUUCGUUAUUUUGUUUUGAAGGUUGGAGAGUGUCGUCAUAUGUUUGUUAUGACUAGUCCUGAAGAUUUAAGCAGCUCAGAAAUACAAGCAUUUAUCACAAAAGUCAAGAGUUUACCCGGUGGAACAAACAUUCAACAAGAUGAAGCUGAGAAAGCCGCUCAUCUCUACCUCAGAGCUCGUAAAAGAGAUGUUGAACGUGCUGUGGAAUUAUACAAAGCUAACAAGCGAAUGCGGUAUACAGAAAAUGUGGACUCAAUUGAUCCUUUAGAAGAUGGCGUUCGGAGGGAACUAUUAUCUGGGAAGUUUACUGUGCUA